Messenger RNA from Bombus pascuorum, 5455 nucleotides. It is a transcript of the gene Taf3, whose product is annotated as transcription initiation factor TFIID subunit 3. Gene Ontology annotation, cellular component: transcription factor TFIID complex. The transcript has 11 exons. The record is from RefSeq and is a predicted model, not a curated record. The coding region runs from base 460 to 3504 and encodes 1014 amino acids. Gene Ontology annotation, molecular function: protein heterodimerization activity. Lineage: Eukaryota; Metazoa; Arthropoda; Insecta; Hymenoptera; Apidae.
GUGGUUACAUAAAAUUAUAUUCGUAUAAUAAAAUCAAUGUAAAUGUAUGUAACAAGUAAUGUAAUAAUAAUGAUAGAACAUUUUUAAUACUCGCGUCUGGUUAGAUUUUAUACUUUAACAAAAAUGAGUCAAACACAUCUAAGACGACGCUAUCUUUUUUACUUCUAUGACUAAAGAAAUUAUCCGCCAUUAUCGUAUAUGGUGUAUAAUAUGCAUCAAUGGUUAUAAAGAAGCAAAAAUACAUUUAAAAGAUGUGAAAGCAAUAAUAACGUAUUUCGUUCUACAUUCAUUGUGUUACGUAUAUUAUAAAUGAAAUGUAUAUCAUUAUCAAAAUGAAAUGCAUGACUUAACAUCGAAGUGUUAAAUGAAGCUGUGUAUUAGAAUAGAAAUAUAUGUAGAUAUUUUAUAUUAAUAAACGAAAGAAUUAGAACUUAUAUAAUUUCUUUUACAUUGUUGAAAAUGUCAAUAGAAUAUAGUAGGAGUGUCUUAAAAAUGGUGGUUGCUCAAAUUUGUCAAACGAUUGGAUGGCAUUCGAUCAAUUCUACACCAUUAGAAUUUAUGGUUGAUCUUAUGCAAGAAUAUAUUUUACAAAUUUCAAGACUUACUCAUCAAUAUGCAGAAAUCUUGGGAAGAACAGAAGCAAAUCUUGAUGAUUUGGGUUUAGCAUUUCAGCAUAUGAAUAUCGAUAUACAAGAGUUAACAGAAUAUAUAAAAAAUGUAGAUUCUGUCCCAUGUCCAGUAACAGUACCAAAAUUUCCAAUUCAACGUGAAAAUCAUUUGAAUUUUUUGAAACCUGGAAGCCGGGAAGUUGUAACAAGGCCCGUACAUGUACAUGAACAUUUACCAGCCAUGUUUCCUGAUACUGAAGACGAAUAUAUAGCAGAAAAAGCAGAAAAUUUAUUAAAUGGAACAUCUGACUUAACAUUGAAUAAUGGGACAUCAAGUAACAGUUCUAUAAAUGUAUCUCCUCAUAGGAUGUCACCACAAGUAGUAUUUAAGCGACCAGGAGAUCCUGUCUCAUUUGAAAGCCCUAUAACAAAGCGUAUAAAAGUACUGGAAGAAGGUAGACCAUUACGUGAAAUACAUAGCGUCAUGAUGACUACUUCAGGUUUUUUAUCACCUGCUCGAGAAGGAAAACUACCUGAAGCAAGAACCCCACAUCAAACUUGUUCAGACUCGUCACAGCCUAGUUCUUACCCUAUGGUACCUCCUGAAUUAAAGUAUGAUAAAAAACCGAAAAAGAUUAUAAAGAAAGGAUUAGAAGAUUGUAAACUUGAUAAAGAAAAUAAGAAAAAGAAUCGCGCUAAGGAAUUAUUUAAACCAGAUAAGAUAGACGAUAAUAAAAUUAAAAAGUUGGCUGGUAUGAAAGAAUUAGCUAAAUUAAAACCUUUAAAGUCAGUAGGUGGGAAAUUACAAAGUACUAUGCCAAGUUCAUCAAACAGACCAUCUACUCCUAAAUUAGUAUCACCUAAAACAGCUAUUAGUCCAAAAUUACAAAAAAGUAUACAACCAAAGACAAAACCAGAAAAAUUAGUCGACGUUACUGGUAGAUCCCCACCAUCUAAUGAAAAAAAAGAGGACACUAUUGAUAAACUUCCAUCAGAGCCAGAUAAGCAAAAAUUGAACAUUUUUAAAAAGAUUUCAAAACCACGAGAGGAUAAAGAAAAAGACAUAUCAGAACAACAUAAAUACAAAGAACUUGAUUCAAGAGAAAGUUCACCUGGUUUAGUUAUUGAUGAAAAUAUAGAUAAACAAGCAUUGCGUAAUGAUACUGAUGUGAAACGAGAAGAAAAAAAGACUCCACAUACGCCAGACGUCCACCUUCAACCAGAUGGAGGAGAACUAAUUGGUUUACAAAGUCCAGGAUCAGACGUUUACAUGUUUGAUGAUAUGUCACCACCAGGAACUCCCAGUACACCAAGAACUCCGGAAUUGAACAUGCCCACAACACCUACAGAUCAUAAAAGGAAGAGAAAAGAAAAGAUUAAUAAAAAAAAGGAAUUGAAAUCAAGAAGCCCAAAGCAUUGCGUUAGUCCAAAAAAGACAAAGAUUAUCAACGAUGCGCCAGAACAGGAUAUACUAGAUCGACCGAAAACACCACAGGCACCUGAACCUCAGAUUUCCAAAGAACCAAGUUUUCCACCGACCCUUCCAUUUCCUUUUUUCUCAACAUUUCCUUCAGCGCCUGGUUUAAUACCUCAUCCAAUGUUUCCUAGAUUUCCAUUACCUAUAGGAAGAGGUAGUAGUGGCGCUCAUCCGGCAAUGUCAAAUUUACCAUUACCACCUCGCUUUUUAAAUUUACCACCAAAAUCUGAAGAUUUCUCCACUUUACAAAAAACCAAAUCUCUCGAUCGGGAAAAGCUUCCUUCAACACCUUCCUCUACUGAAGCAACGCUUCCAAUGACAAAACACGAAAAAACGGAAAGAGAAAAAGGAGAUAAACCAAAGGCGGUUAAACAGGACAAAGAGAUACCUCCACCAGUUCCUACGAGUACCGUUGCACCGCCUUUAUCAUCUGCACUUGCAGCACCAAAUAUGUACCCUAAACCAGUACCUAUUGUGCCGUUAUUAUCUUCAAAAAGUCCCAAAAUUGAGAAACAGGAUAAAAAUGAUAAGAAAUCAAAGGAACAUAAGAAAGAAAAAAAAGAUAAAUUAAAAAAGAAGAAAGAUAAGAAAGAAAAGCACAAAGAGAAAGGGGAGAAAAUAAAAGAAAAAAGGGAUAAAAUGGAUAAAAAGGAAAAGCUGGAUAAAAUCAAAGAAAAGAAAGAAAAAAAAGAUAAGCGAAAAGAGAAAGAGAAAGAAGAUAAAAGUUCAGAAGCUGUACCAAAAAUAACACUAAAAUUAGGUACAGCUUCUCCAAGACCCCCAACUCCUGAUGCUGCUCCAAUGAAGAAAAUGGAAAUGUGUUAUAGAACUAUAAAGACAUUGCUGAAGAAGCCUGAGGAUGAGACGAAACGAGAACCAAGUCCCGAGUUGGCGAAAAUAUCAGCAUUAGUAACGCGACCGCCAAAGCAAAAGUCGGCAAGUAAGAAAACAGAGGAGGGAACGUUAGAUGGAAGCCCUGCUCUUCCUACAGAUACUUUCUCUGCCAAUCUUACUAGUGUGCCACUUGCAACAGUUCCUCGAGCAAAGAAAUCUCUCUUCAAAGCCUUACCUCAAAGAGAGACUCCUCCAUCUCAAUUUGAUCCUGCUCCUAAGCUCCCACCUCCUCUGACGCAACAACAACCACCACCAUAUUAUUUUAGACGAAAGCAGAUGCAGCUCUUAAAAAGGAUGAUGCUAAGGAAGACAAAGAAAAUGGCAGGAUUGCGCUGCCCCCAACACCAACCACUACUGUGGAUCAAGGUGGUCAUAAAGUUUGGUUCUGUCCUGCAUGUGGUAACCAAGAUGAUGGAUCACCUAUGGUUGGUUGUGAUGAUUGUGAUGCAUGGUAUCAUUGGGUGUGUGUUGGUAUGCAAGUACCACCAGCUGACAACGAGGAUUGGUACUGUCGCACCUGUAUAGCCAAAAAACAAGAACUUCAUCACGAUAAAAAGAAGAAAAAGAGGAAGAAAAAGGUGAAAGUUGCUGCCUAGUACAAGCUACCCGGGUCUUGUAUAAGAUCCGGUAUAGGGAUUCAAACUACUACCAAAGUUAAAAAAGACAGCAAGCUUGGUUUAAAGAGUAUAAAAAGCAAGAAAUUAUCAAAAGCAGAAGUGAAGUUACAAAUGAAAUCAUUAAAAGAAAAAUCUCUACCAAUCAAGGGAAAGUCUGGGAAAACUAUAGUGAAGGUUAAGACUGUAAAGAAACAGAGCAAAAAAAUGAAAGAUAGUGCAAUCCAGUUGAAUUAGAAAAUGUUAUCUUUUGUGAUCAUUAAUAUAAAUUUAUGGUUUAAUUUUAACACGUUGAUAGCUAAUUGAAAAAGUGAUAAGAUCAUAUAAUAUUAAUUUUUUGCAAUAAUUAUAUUCUUUUUGUGAUGAAAGAAAUAUACAAUAUUUAUAUUAUACUAGUAGAAUAUACAAUGUAAUAUAUGUACAGCUAUAAUUAAUUUGAUACAAUUUCAAAAUGAUACAAAUUAUAGAACAAUAAUUCAAUUUUCGAACAAGUUUAAACUUCUAGUAAAAUAAAUUUUCACUCAGUUUAUUUCUGGACUAAGCUUCACUUUAUUUGUUGAAUUCGAAAAUAAUUAAUAAGUGGUAUUUUCAAUACAUUUGAAACUAUGUUAGAGAUAUUUUCUUGUGAUCACUAUAUCCAAGUUUGUUCAGAAUCCUUUUGAUCUUUUUAUUUUAGAAAAAGAUACAAAAUUUAGAUAUUAUUACAAAUAUUUAUUAUAUUUCAUUUAUAUCUAUAUUAAUUCAAUUAAUUAUUUAAGAAAAAUAACUGAACUUAAUAAUAUGUUACAGACGGACUUCAUUUUAUAUUUUCUUUUUUUUCAUACAUUAAAUUAUUAAUAUAGAAACUAAUUGUUAGUAAAAAUAUUCUUAAAGAUAUCUUUGAUCUUAUAUAGUUUGAUAUUGAUUAUGGUUUUCAUAGCAAACCAUCUGUUAUUUAGAUAAUUAGAUAAAUGACGUUUGUACUUUUUGAAUUUCGUAUAUUUUUAUGUAUAAUAUACAAAAUUUUUAUGUACAGAAUGAGUUAAUUAAAUCAUAUUAUAUCAAUGAGAUGCCUAAUUUUCUAUAUAGAUGUUUACAAGAAUUAUUUCUAUAUUUAUAUCAUGUUUACAAAUUUCCUGAAAAUUUAUAAAAAAGAAUAUGUUUCUUCUCAAGGACUAAAAUUAUAAACUUUAAUAGUAUGAAAAAUUAAUAUGAAAACAGUAAAAAUACAAAUAUAGAUAACAUAUUUUAUGUAUAGCAAUCAACGUGUUAAAACUGAUAAUGUAACAUUUAAAAAUCAGUCGCGAAGAUUCUAUUUUCUUUUCUUGAAGCAGGAAGAUCUGCAUAAUAUAUUUUGUACAUUUUUUCACCUAUACAUAUUUACUGAAUUCAAAUCAUCCCAUAACUAUGAACCACAGUAACUGUAAUUGUAAAAGAAUUUGCUGAUUGUUUUGCACUUAUAAUAUUAACCCUUACAACUCUGACUAUUUCUACAACUUGUCCUUUGUUUUGUAAAUAAGAAAUUUUAUGUGUUUAUGGUUUCCAAAUAAUUGUGAAACUUAGAUGCAUGGUGUACAAUAUAAAAUAUAUUUUUUAUAGAAAUAAACAGCAUUGCUUACCACAUUGAUACCUACAUGGAUAGAUUUACUCAUUUUAUAGACUGAUAAAAAUCAUUAAAACGAGUAGAUCUAUCUGUUCUGUUGACAAUAAAAAUAUUGAUAAAUAAAUAUGUAUCAUACAAUUUAAUUUCUAUCACCUAUAACGAUUCUUUGCAUUAGAAUUUAAUUAUUAUACGUAAAGAUGGUAUUACAAAAUAUAAUUGCAUGGUUGGGUCUCAAUGUGAUAAGAACAAAAACUUAGUCAAAUGAAAUAUUACGAUUUAA